ACCAACGAUGGACCGAGUGUCAUCCUAUUUAGUUGUAUUUCAAGUUUUAUUUUUCAUCCUGCAUGUACAUUUGGACCAUAUCAAUGGGCAAUCUUUAUAUGAAACUCCUCGAGAAGACAAAUUAAAAGACUCAGAGGCGCAUUCCUACUACCGGAAAGUAUAUGAACGAGAACUUUUCCAUGAAAUCAGGAUCAACAAUUUGCAUAAGGAACUAGAAAUGAUUAGAGAUACAUGUACAACACCUGAUUUGCAAUCUACUUCACCAUCGUAUCAGAUACCAAGUCAGAAUAUAACUAGAGGAUCCAAAGGAAAAGGUUUUAUGCUUUUAUUUAUGAAAAAUAUAGUAAAUACAACAAAACAUGUAUACGUAACAUCGGAAAGUGACGUCCAAAUGAACAUCACAACCUCUUCUCGUCUAGAUCCCUCCUUAAAAAUGCACAUUGACAGGAAUAGUGUGGUCAAGUCCAGUCACCAUAUCAUUCUCCCGACUGAAUUUGACCUAAAUUACUUUCAAAAAGAAGUAAAGUCCGUUUUAAUUGAAACUUCCGAUGAUGUGAACGUUAUUAGUUUUGACAGUGGACAUGGGACUGUUGGAAGCACAAUGAACCUACCAAUUCAUAAACUUUCCACAAAAUAUAUAGUGACAUCAGUAACACCUUAUACUGGUCGGAAAAGUCAGCUAGCAGUUGUCGCUAUCCAAAACGGUACUUUUAUUUCAAUCACUUUUAAAAUGGCAGAAAAUGUUGUUUUAAAUAUUCAAGGCGACGCAUUUUACAACGGCAGUGUAUUUUAUUUAUAUCUCAACUCUUUUGAAACCUACCAAAUUGCCCAUGCGUCGGAUUUAACUGGAUCAGUUAUUGAGUCGUCGUAUCCUAUUGCAGCCUUUUCAGGGAACGACUGCAUUAAAAUGGAUGGUAUUGGAUAUUGUGACCACCUCGUGGCACAAUUGCCACCAACAGACGCUGUUGAUGAUACCUACAUAGUUCCCCCGAAUUCUGUUGGCAGGGAUACAGUUAUUCGCAUCACAGCGAUAGAAAAAACAGAAAUGUAUUACGUAAUCGGAACUGUCAAUAAAACUAUUUCGAUAGACAAAACUAAUUUUUUCGACACCCGGUUCUUUAGCAAGCAGACAUGCCUUAUUAAAUCUACACGACCCGUUUUAGUAACAGGAAUCGGAUUGGCUUCUAAAAUCUCAAAUUUGGGUGACCCAACGAUGACAAUUAUUCAAGGAAUCAACCAAUAUCUGAAUUACUAUAAACUAGUAAUACCCACAGGCUAUAUUAAUAAUUUUGUUUCUUUAAUGAUAAAAGAAUCAUCACAGGAUUUCAUCCGCAUCAAUAGUUCGGUAGUAACCGCAUGCAAUAUCGUUUUUGAGAAAAAUGUGCUACUUGGUAGUAACACUUACAACGUGAAAUCAAUACGAGUACCAGAAGGGGAUCUUACCGCGUUUACAUUAAACGGAGAAGUGUUUGGGAUCGUUGUCACGGGACUCAACAAAGAUGAAGCGUAUGGGUUUUCAGGAAACAUUUUGCUUCCGUAGUGUCCGUUCGUUUUAUUCAUAUUUGCUGUGAUGCAUUCAUAAAUAUCUACCAUUAUGUCAACAGCUAAAUGUGAGAAUAUUUGCUGAGUUUAUACGAUUAAGCCAUGGGCAGUGACUUCUAUCCAUUAAUAAUUAUUUUCGUUUAGUGCGUUAAUAUCCUCUUUAUUUAUGAGUUUUCAUUGUGUUCAUGUAACUCUCCAUGAUAUCAGCCCAACAUAUAGACGAUUAAGAUUAAUGGAUCCGUGUCCGAAAACUUAAAUAAGCAUUGCUUGGAUAUUUUAACUGCUUUGAACUUUAAUUUAUCAAUGUAUUUUACAUUCAGUUGUAUUGAUUAUUCAGACCUACUUGAUAGUUAUUAUUUUAUUUAGCUUAUUGAUGUCUUAUUAUGACUAUUAUAAAAAUACUAUGAAUGUCAAAGUGAUUACUGUGAAUUCCUUAUUUUACGAGUACUUAAUUCUGCGAUUCCGCUGUUUUGUAUCUAAUUGCGAAAAUAUAAAAUCGCGAGCACAUCUUUUUUGUACAGUUUAAAACUGUCUGAAAAAAUAAAAGCGAGGUUUUAAAAAUUCGCGAGAGUUCCUUCUCGCGAUAUUAAGCGGAUAUUACUUCCUCACAUUUAGUAAGAAUCCACAGGAAAUAAAAUGUUAAUUUCUUUUGAAGAUACAAAAUGAAUUGAAUGACGAAAUAUUUUGUUGUAACUACUGUAUAUACAAAUAUAACAAUCGGCUUUUACUUAAUAUUAUAUACUAAAUACAUGUAACAAUAACAACAAUUCACAGAUUUAGAGAGAAAGUUCAAACAAUCUAAAUGUUUCAUUUUUUGUACAUGCUUACUAUUUAUAGUUGCAAAUACAUUUCUUAUACAAACAAGAUAAGAAGCAAUCAUAUUCGUUCCUGUAUGAACGGUUCAACAUGUUAAGAUGUUGUACAUUUAUUCAGAUUGUGAAAUGAUUGUUGCACAUGCUUUUGCUUUGACUGUUGCGUAAUAACCAACACAAAUAUAAAAACACAGUUGUACUUAAAAUUUCAUAUAUUUUUUUUUUUCAAAUGUAAAUGCAAGAAUAAAUAGCACGGGUUGAGCCUAAAAUAGGGCAGUUUGAAUCAUUGCUUAAAUAUUUUUUACAAUAAAAAUACAAUACCGAAGUGAUAACGUAAUUGGUAAGGUGUUGCAAAAACCGUUAUCCAUUUCAAAUGUUAUAAAUAUUUAUUUCACUUUUAUUUCAAUUAAAUAGCCCAUGGAUCACUUAUAAUAAAACGCAAGUAAGUGUUGGCUGUUUAGAAUUCCUAAACACAUUUUGUCAUUUUGUAACUUAUUGAAUUAAAACAGAAUAACACAUCAAUGCAUGGAUAUCGGUAACUUCAAAUGUAUCAAUUUAUUACAAAUCCAAACAUGUCUGCAGAGUAUGCUCUCAUUAAUUUUAGAUAUGCUAUCUUAAUAUAA
Magallana angulata is the source of this 2977-nucleotide messenger RNA. RefSeq lists its product as uncharacterized. Lineage: Eukaryota; Metazoa; Mollusca; Bivalvia; Ostreida; Ostreidae. The record is from RefSeq and is a predicted model, not a curated record. The coding region runs from base 8 to 1540 and encodes 510 amino acids. The transcript is spliced from 4 exons.